Molecule: messenger RNA, 1022 nt
Organism: Brachypodium distachyon (stiff brome)
Lineage: Eukaryota; Viridiplantae; Streptophyta; Magnoliopsida; Poales; Poaceae
Product: thioredoxin domain-containing protein 9 homolog
Exons: 4
Coding region: 125-760 (211 amino acids)
Biological process (GO): microtubule cytoskeleton organization
Cellular component (GO): cytoplasm
Source: RefSeq, a predicted model, not a curated record
CAGUUCCUUCACAAAACUCGGCAUCACCGGGCUUCGCAUUCCUCCGAGCAAACUCCACCUGCUUCCCUCUACACUGCACGCUCUCCCCUCUUCCGAUCUCGGUCUGCAUCCUCCCGUCGCCGCCAUGGACGGCGUCGUCGGCCAGAUCUUGGAGAAACAGGUCCUGUCGGUGGCCAAGGCGGUCGAGGACAAGCUCGACGAGGAGAUCGCCGCGCUCGAACGGCUCGACCCGGACGACAUCGAGGCGCUCCGCGAGCGCCGGAUGCUGCAGAUGCGCCGCGCGGCCGAGCGCCGGGCCAAGUGGCGCGCCCUGGGGCACGGCGAGUACGCCGAGGUCCCCGAGAAGGAGUUCUUCUCCGCCGCCAAGGCCAGCGAGCGCCUCGUCUGCCACUUCUACCGCGAUAACUGGCCGUGCAAGGUCAUGGAUAAACACAUGUCAAUUCUUGCAAAACAGCAUGUAGAAACACGGUUUAUCAAAGUUCAUGCUGAGAAGUCUCCCUUUUUGACCGAAAAACUAAGGAUUGUUGUGCUCCCAACUCUUGCUCUAGUAAAGAAUGCCAAGGUUGAGGAUUAUGUGGUUGGGUUUGAUGAGCUUGGUGGUAAAGAUGACUUCAGCACUGAAGAUCUGGAGGAACGCAUUGCAAAAGCUCAAGUGAUCUUCCUUGAUGGAGAAGGACCUGCAAAUCCUUCCAAGCAAACCACCACCAGCAAACGAAGUGUUCGGCAAUCAGACACUGGCAACUCAUCAGACUCUGAUUAGUUUUGUUACUGUAUUGAAGGUGUGCUUCGAGGAACAGGCUUUAUGCUGUUAUGUACUAGUAAUAGGAAAAGUUUGUGUAGCAAUGAAAAGUUUGACCUGGAACUUGUAGAUACGUCUUGAGAUCUGAAGUUAAGAGUAUUCAAUGGUAGUAGCCAGUAGGCCACAACAUACAUCAUAUGUUGUCAUGCUAGCUGCUGUUGUAGAUUGCUCUCUUGUUGAUCAUACUUAGUUUGUUUAUUUGAGUGAAAGUUUUCUUUGUCGA